Molecule: messenger RNA, 2295 nt
Organism: Exophiala spinifera
Lineage: Eukaryota; Fungi; Ascomycota; Eurotiomycetes; Chaetothyriales; Herpotrichiellaceae
Exons: 1
Coding region: 1-2295 (764 amino acids)
Biological process (GO): regulation of DNA-templated transcription; DNA-templated transcription
Molecular function (GO): zinc ion binding; DNA binding; DNA-binding transcription factor activity, RNA polymerase II-specific
Source: RefSeq, a predicted model, not a curated record
AUGGAGUCGGGAGAUCAGGUGUUGGCAACGACCGAAAAGCCUCCCCUCGAACGGCCGGCCAAGGCGUUCUCUUGUAUUCGCUGCUUCGAGCGCAAGGUGAAAUGCGACAAGCAGCAUCCCUGUUCGAAUUGCUCUAAAUCACAGGUCGAAUGCACCUUCCGAGUACCACCAGCGCCUCGUCGUCGAAAGAAGAGACUCCAGGAGGAUGUCUUACUAGAGCGCUUGAGAAAAUGCGAACUAUUGCUCAAAGCCAAGGGCCUCAGCCUCGAUGAUGGACCGGGUGAACACAAUCCCUCCAGCCUCUCAUCGCCCACAGAUCCAGCAUCAACUGGGGAGCCAGAUUUUGGUGGAUUGCCGUAUAAUCGGUCUGUGCUAUUUCCUGAGCUCCCAGGGAAAAGGAGUGGGCAGCUCUUGAUGGAAGGUUCCAAAUCCCGUUUCGUCGAAAACAAUCUUUGGGCUAGUGUGUCGGGCGAAUUUCAACCCAACGACGCCCUCACAGAGGAAUACUCCGAUGAAGGCGAUUACGGCUCCCCCGAGGGAGAAGGCGCAGAAUUUGUAUUGGGUCAUACGCCGGGCUCCAACAGGGUGUCACAACUACAUCCGCCACCAGAUCAUAUCAUGCUUCUGUGGCAGUCCUAUUUAGACAGCUUCAAUCCUCUGACGAAGCUUGUACAUCAACCCACACUCGAAAAAAGCAUCAUAGAAGCUUCUGCCGACCUGGACAACGUGCCACGGAGUCUCGAAGCCCUGAUGUUUUCAGUGUACAGCGCUGCUGUCUACACUAUGGAAGACGAUGAAUGUAUCAUGAAGUUUGGCGAGGAACGCAAAGUCCUGCUUUCGAGGUACCGAUAUGCCUCCCGGAAAGCUCUUUCCAGAGCCAAGUUCAUGGCGACCUCGGAUCUCCAAGUCCUUGCGGCAUUUGUGAUUUACAUGCUGACUAUGCGAGAAGUAUAUGAUUCCAGAACUGUAUGGGCCUUAGCUGGUGUGGCAAGUAGGAUCGCCCAAGGCAUGGGCCUACACCGUGACGGUACCACCCUUGGAACUCCACCGUUUGAGACUGAAAUGCGUCGGCGCAUCUGGUGGCAAGUCACUACUCUGGAUUUCAGAUCUGGAGAACUCAGCGGGUCUGGACGUUUCAGCGAUUUCGACACGUGGGAUACGAAACCUCCAACCAAUGUCAACGACGUUGAUAUCUGGCCUGGCAUGACAGAGCCACCAGUUCCAAGCCCAAGACCUACCGACAUGAUCGCCUGUCUUCUCCGAACCGAAUUCGGCACAUUCUGGAAACAAAAGAUUACUGCGAAAUCCAAGAUUACUCUGGAGAAUCUGAGGCUUGAUGGACCAUUCAAUUCGACUCUGGAAGAGCGCGAUGCCAAUAUCAACGAGCUGGAAAGCAUUCUCGAGGAAAAAUACCUGAAAUAUUGUGAUCCUUCGAUUCCAGUACAGUUUAUGUGCAUCUUGAUGGGCAGAGGCGCCGUCACGAGUAUGAGACUGAUGGCGCACCACCCAAGGAAAUAUGCCAAUCCUGCAGACGUACCAGAAUCAGAAAGGAAAUACUUGUGGCAACUCAGCUUGAAACUCCUCGAGGGCUACAACUUGGCGCAUUCCACCAAAUAUCUGAGGAAGUUUAUGUGGCACACGAGGAACUUCUUUGGAUGGCAGGCCUUGAUCUACAUUCUGAACGAACUAAAGACAGAAACCAUAGGCGAAAAGGCCGACCAUGCCUGGAACGUCGUAGACGAGGUAUUCUUCCACCAGAGAAACUUUGUCACCGACUACAAACGACCUCUGCACGCUGCGGCAGGCAGCUUGUUGUUAAAAGCGUACAGUGCGCGCGAGGCCGCAUUGCGCGAGAAGACGAACGGGCUCUUACCCAGGACGACACCCGAGUACAUUACUAUUUUACGGGACCAACGCAAGGCCAAUCCCCCGACUGCGCAAAUGUCGACUGCCCAACCGCAGAUGACGUCUACUUCGACAAGUCCGUCGGUCUUUACUUCGCAAACCCCUUCUGAUGCAUGGCAAGGAGGGAGUUCGGCAAUGUAUCAGUCACAGCAACCCCCGCAAGCGGACAGGUACAGCGCUCCGAGAAAAGGCCAGUUGCCCUUGCCGAACUUUAUACCUCCCCAAGUACCUGCGUCGUUUCAAACGCAGCAUAUCCGACCGGAACAAGUCAUGUACGCUUCCGAUCCGUCCCUGGCCAACGAACUCGCACUCGCAGAUAUGCCGAUGGAUUGGGCGUCGUGGGAUCUGAUGAUGCAGGAUUCCUCCUGGGAUCAACCGGGUGGACAAUAG